Messenger RNA from Sceloporus undulatus (fence lizard), 4219 nucleotides. It is a transcript of the gene PDIK1L, whose product is annotated as PDLIM1 interacting kinase 1 like. Bases 298 to 1323 code for a protein of 341 amino acids. The transcript has 3 exons. Lineage: Eukaryota; Metazoa; Chordata; Lepidosauria; Squamata; Phrynosomatidae. The record is from RefSeq and is a predicted model, not a curated record. Gene Ontology annotation, biological process: protein phosphorylation. Gene Ontology annotation, molecular function: ATP binding; protein kinase activity.
CUUUCCCCAUGCCUGGAGGGCUAAAAAGGAUGCUAACAAAGGUGUCCUGGACCAUUCUCAGGUAGAUCACACCUCCAUGCAGUUUUGGCAGCAAGGGCUCUCCUCUCCUCUCCUGGCUUUCUGGAAGAAAAGGCAGACAAACCCACAGAUUCCAUUUUUUGAACAGCAAAAAGAAAAAUGCCUAAGAUUUAAUUGCAAGAAGGAGGAAGAAAGAUAAAGAGCAAAGAUGAAGGAUGCUCCUGGAUCCACCCGCAGGAAGACCUCUGGGUGACAAAGCAAGACACCUUGACCUUGAAGAUGGUGAGUAGCCAGCCAAAGUACGAUCUAAUACGGGAGGUUGGUCGUGGCAGCUAUGGUGUGGUGUAUGAAGCAGUAGUGAGGAAAACCUCUGCACGCGUUGCAGUGAAGAAGAUUCGGUGCCAUGCUCCAGAGAAUGUCGAACUAGCCCUGCGUGAGUUCUGGGCGCUUAGCAGCAUCAAGAGUCAACACCCAAAUGUCAUUCAUCUAGAGGAAUGCAUCUUGCAAAAAGACGGCAUGGUGCAAAAGAUGUCCCACGGUUCCAGCUCCUCACUUUAUUUACAGCUUGUGGAGACCUCUCUGAAAGGUGAAAUUGCCUUUGAUCCCAGAAGCGCCUAUUACCUUUGGUUUGUGAUGGAUUUCUGUGAUGGAGGUGAUAUGAAUGAAUACCUCUUGUCCCGAAAGCCUAGCCGAAAGACCAAUACCAGCUUUAUGCUUCAGCUCAGCAGUGCCCUGGCUUUCCUGCACAAAAAUCAGAUAAUCCACCGUGACCUCAAACCUGACAACAUUUUGAUCUCUCAGAGCAGGAUGGAUGCUAGUGACUUAGAACCUACUUUGAAAGUUGCUGAUUUUGGACUGAGCAAGGUUUGUUCUGCUUCGGGACAAAACCCUGAAGAGCCUGUCAAUGUAAACAAAUGUUUUCUUUCUACGGCUUGUGGCACAGACUUCUAUAUGGCUCCUGAAGUUUGGGAAGGCCAUUACACGGCCAAAGCAGACAUCUUUGCCUUGGGGAUUAUAAUCUGGGCAAUGUUGGAAAGGAUCACUUUCAUAGACACAGAGACGAAGAAAGAGUUGUUGGGGAGUUACGUCAAACAAGGGACUGAGAUUGUGCCUGUCGGAGAAGCAUUGCUAGAAAAUCCGAAAAUGGAACUGCUCAUUCCUGUUAAGAAAAAGACAAUGAAUGCUCGUAUGAAACAGCUGAUUAAGGAAAUGCUUGCUGCUAACCCACAAGACCGCCCAGAUGCUUUUGAACUAGAGCUCCGAUUAGUCAACAUUGCUUUUAAAGACAGCAGUUGGGACACGUGACCUUCGGUGUACUGUCAUGGCAGACUUAUAUCUGUAACAAUGGUGCAGCAAUUUAUGGAAGCAAAAAAACAGACUAACCCAAAUUCAAAGUGUCAGGGUUCCAUGUUUUUUUCUUUUCUAUUGCAUUUCUCUUGAUUUUUGUAAACUAAGCUUAAGGUUGCAAUCCUUGUUUUAUUACCCACGUAUGUAUUAUUUCCAGGCUAUAGCUGUUAUGCUAUCUACCUGGAGUGGAAAACUGGCAGGUUAGUUGACUGCUUUUUAGGAAUACGUUAUGGAAUAUUUCAUACAUUCCAGUUUCCUAUUGCAGAAUUUGGGAUGCUUGUGGAAGAAAAGAUUUGCAUGCUGGCAGUGCAAAUCAUUUGGCUUUGUAAACGUGUAUAUAUUUAUGUCGGUAUGGGUGACCUGACUCCCUCCCUCUUCCAUAUGAACAAAGUAUGCCCGUUAUUUAUAUUGUCUCGUGUAGAAUUUGGGUGACUGUGGCUCAUCUGUAAAACCCCAGUAUAUCACCAGUCUCUGCUUUUUUCAUCAAGAAAAAACGCGAUCACAUAAAAUGUGGUAAACAAAUGUGAUGCAAAAGGAGCCUCUGAUUCAGACACUGAGUUACUGUGGAGAGAACCUCUUAGACUGGAAGGCUGCAGCAGGUAAUCUGAUGGUAUAUCCAGCUGUUGGGUGCCAGCACCUUGGUUAAGUCUUUAUCCGUUUAGCUUCAUUUUUUUCUGGGGUAAUGGAAUGACCUCCAACUACCACUGUCCCUUGCAUUUGAGCGCCAGCAUUAUUUAACUCAAAAUACCUAUUUGAUGGUUUUUUCUAAUGUAAAUCAUAGGAAAGAAGAAAAAAAAACCUUCAGUGUUCUGUGGAAACCUUUGCAAGUAUGCCCCCACCUUAUUUGUUGACCUGGCAUAGGAGCUAGUCAUGUUAAUUGUUGCCCUCCCUUUUAACAGAGGUUCUUUCAGUCACUUGUUAGUGAUGGUUUUCAUGACAGAAUACUUGUCUUGUUUCCUUUGGGAAGGAGACACACUCUGAAAGCUUUGUGUAUUAUCGAACUCUCCAGAUUCUUUACUGUUAAAAAAUAUUGCCAAUUUGAGUGGGUGGUUGUGUUUCUGCCCAAAAUAAUUGCACUUAUUGUUUUGCUCUGACUUUUAUGUUGGCAGAAGAUACAGAACACUUAGCACAAUUCUGCUACUCAAAGCACAGUUGAUUGGGCCACAGGCCAGUGUGUCCUCUUCUUAUCCACCAUGCCAUUUUUCUGCCCAUACCAUUAUUGUUUUCUCUGUUCACCAUGCCUCCUGUUUCCUGAAUUUUACUCUGAAGCACUAAGAAGUCUCCUCCUCCAGGUUGCUGGUGUGCAGGCUGUUGCCAUUUUGUACUUUGCGUGUGCCUGGGGUAAAAGGAGUUGCACUUUUUGGUUUGUUUCUGUUUGACUGCAGACAGGAGUGAAACUCUGAUUCUGGAGUAAAUAGAGAAUGCAGAAUAUGUUUGUUCAUUGUAGUGUUGAAAAUGGAUUUAUUGUUUGGGUUAAAAUAAUUCCGAUGCCGUUAACUACAACCUUCAAAUCAGAAAGUGAACUGACCUUUGUUUUCUCAUCAAAUGCACUGGAACUCACUAUACACCGUCAUCCUUAAAUGAUAUAGCAAGGAUCUGAAAAGUACAAUGAGAAAGUGUGUUGAUUUUAUUCCUAAUAGGAAUAUCCGUGUUGAACAAGAUGCCUUUCAAAUGAAGAUGCUUCUUUGACUUGAUAGAACACAUAUCCCUUUGCUCCAAAUACAGUUAUCGCUUAUGCAGUCCAAUCCUAAACCUGCUGACUUGGAAGCAAGUCUUACAGGUUUCAAUGGGACUUUCAAGUAAUAAAGAUGUUUAGGAUUGCAAUGUUAACUAUUUAUUUGGAAAAUUUUCAGAUUGAAAUUCUUGUUGAAAAUAAGAUUCAGGGAGCUGCGACUAACAACCUGUAAUUCCACUGAGGCAUACUUUCUGAGAAUUUGAACUGCUAUCAACUGGUGUAUCUCUGUCUGUCGGGCUUCCCAGUGUAAUGCUAUAUUGGGUUAGCUGAGGACCCAAUUAAUGUCUUGUCCUUUGACUGCAGAGGUAAGACAACGUAAAUAUUCUGGGGGGAUUAAAUGAUCCUUACUCUUUGGGGGGAUUAAAUUCUCCUUACUCUUUCAAGCACCACUGUGCCUUUGGAGACAAGAUUAUAUAGUGAGUAGAAAGGCACUCAUAAGGAUAUCCUGGCAUCCAGCAGCUGAACAUUACCGUAAUACGCAUGUCAAACAAAAGCGUAUGAGCUGUAGGAGAUUGGCAGUCAUUGACGAUUCAAAAUAAAAAGCAGGAACUCUCAUAUGUAAGACCUAUCUAAUCUUGAUUACUCUGUGCAAUUUCUUGCAAUUUGCGGGUCCAUAGCAAAUUAAGAUUUGGGUACAUUGUUGCAUGUUCUUCUUAAAUACAGUGUAGAAGCUAGGAGUAUUUAAUGAGAUGCACAGUAAAAAAAAAUUAAUGCCGAAAGUGCACUGGUUUCUUUUUUAAAUUUGGGGAGGCCUCCCCAGGUCACCUCUGUUCAUGGUGCUUAGCCCAUUGGCAUUGAAUGCUAACUUAAUUAUCCCAUUAAUUAUUCAUUGAAUAAUUGUCCCUGAGAUCUCUGUAUGUGUGUGUGAUUUUGGUUGUUGGUUGUGUUUUCUUUGGGUUCCUGUAAAAUCUCUGAAAUCAACACUGUUGUAGCAGCUACAAUACAAUCCACCAGCGUAACAAAAGUUGAGAAACUCAUCAGCACUUCAGAAAGGAAGCAAACUUUCAAAGCUUUUCCUUACAAAUUGUAAACUCUAUUUUGUGAAGAAUUUAUUAAAGGGGGGGAUGAUUGUGUAAUUUAUUGCGUUCAUGACUUUUUAAAAAAGAAUAAAGUCUGACU